Messenger RNA from Zingiber officinale, 1626 nucleotides. RefSeq names its product AT-hook motif nuclear-localized protein 10-like. The coding region runs from base 335 to 1369 and encodes 344 amino acids. The record is from RefSeq and is a predicted model, not a curated record. Lineage: Eukaryota; Viridiplantae; Streptophyta; Magnoliopsida; Zingiberales; Zingiberaceae. Gene Ontology annotation, molecular function: minor groove of adenine-thymine-rich DNA binding. The transcript is spliced from 6 exons.
CGCAUCAGGUCUAAGCGUAUAGAAUUAUUUUAACUUUUUCGGUCCAGUUUCCACUGUAUUUUGCACUGUUUCUUGUGGUUUGAUCUUCCGGUUGUUGCUAGUUACGCCGCUUUUAUGGUUCUUGUUUGUUACUGAUGUGAAGAUUGGACUUCGGUGCUUAGGGUUUUUGAGGUAGUGGACUUUCUGGAGCCAGUGGAAACGUCUUCAAAAUUAGAUCUUUGGCUACGCGCACGAGUCUGGGGCGUGCACUCGGUUCUGUACUUCCUCAGGAGUCUUUGGCUGGUAGGACUUUGGUUUGACCUUCUAAUAUUGUUCGAGCUUCGUCGUCUUUCCCAUGGAAGUGAGAUCAGAGCCUGGAAUUAUGCCGUUCAAUUCCAGUGUACAGAAAAGCCCGGUGCAAACCCAGUCGCCGAUGCAGAGUAUGCGAUUGGUUUAUUCGCAGGAUGGCACGGCGUUGUACAAGCCAAUUACUACUACUGCCAACACCUCGCCUCCUGCGCCUGCACAUGUUCCUACUCCUGCUCCAGCUCCUGUACCUGUUACUUCCACUUACGAAGGCGGAGGCGGGGGGAGCAGUGGGAGCCUUGAUGUUCCCUCGUCGGGGUUGCCAUCACAAGGCUUGAAUAUCAACACCGGGGAGCCGCUGAAGCGGAAACGAGGGCGACCCAGAAAGUACGCACCUGAUGGCACCAUGGCUCUUGCUUUAACUCCUUCACCCACUGGAGCAACAGUGAAGCGCCGACCUUACAACUCUAAAAAGAAGCAGCAGUUGGCUGCUCUAGGAUCAGCUGGCAUUGGGUUUACACCUCAUGUUAUUACUGUGAAGGCAGGAGAGGAUGUAUCGUCAAAAAUAAUGUCUUUUUCUCAGCAUGGUCCUCGUGCUGUUUGCAUUCUUUCAGCAAAUGGUGCAAUCUCUAAUGUAACAUUACGUCAGGCAGCAACUUCAGGUGGAACUGUAACUUAUGAGGGGCGAUUUGAGAUAUUGUCACUGUCAGGCUCAUUUCUGCUAACAGAGAAUGGAGGCCAACGAAGUCGUACAGGUGGAUUGAGCGUUUCACUUUCUGGUCCUGAUGGCCGUGUGUUGGGUGGUGGAGUGGCUGGAAUGCUGACUGCAGCCUCUCCGGUUCAGGUUGUUGUAGGGAGCUUCAUUGCCGAUGGGAAGAAAGAGCAGAAGCAGAGUAUACCCCUCGGAGAACCAAUGUCUGCUCCGGAAAAACUUGCACUGGUAGGGGGGCUGAUGGCUCACAGCCCACCUUCGCGCGGCACCUUGAGUGAAUCUUCAGGUGGACCUGGGAGCCCACUCAAUCACAGUACUGGGACAUGCAACAAUGGCAACCAACAGGGAUUGCCUAGUAUCCCAUGGAAAUGAGCUGCUGAUCCUUCUUUAGCCCUAGCUUUUAGUGGUUAUCGAAACAAAUCGCUGCUGUUCCAUCUGGUUGGUCCUCCGUUCUUGUUGUUGUGUUAGUUGAUCCUAGUUGUUUGUUUUCAUCUGUAGCCUAUUAGAUUUCAUUAGGUCAUGUUUUUAUUACUAAUCCUGUAAGUCGCUGAACUUUUGUAUAAAUGUUGUCGGUAUCUCGCAUAUGUAUUAACGUUUGACACAAUCUAGUCGUGUGUUUUGCUAGUUUA